Cercospora beticola is the source of this 1656-nucleotide messenger RNA. RefSeq lists its product as uncharacterized. The record is from RefSeq and is a predicted model, not a curated record. NCBI's taxonomy places the organism in Eukaryota, Fungi, Ascomycota, Dothideomycetes, Mycosphaerellales, Mycosphaerellaceae. Gene Ontology annotation, molecular function: acetoacetate-CoA ligase activity.
AUGACAGCAAAAUUCGCUGCAGCUUUGACGGCCAUCGGUGUGGGUCGAGGCGAUUAUAUGGUGUCCAUUGGAAGUAAUUGUGCCCGAUCGUUGGGAAUAUUGCUUGCUGCUGCAUCCAUUGGGGCAGUCAUCGCCAACUUUGCAACGGAUAUUGGUGAAAAGGCAUUGAACGAUAGACUCGAGCAGCUUCGACCGAAGCUCAUCAUCGCCGAGACGGAAUACGCAUACAACGGAAAGGCUCACAACAUCGAAGACAAGAUUACCAUGUGCUAUCUGACAUCCUCCAAGAGGCAGUCAUGUGAACUCAUCACGAUCGGAACGGACACAAAUAUUGCAUGCCAGCACCGCAACUUCGUAGACUUCGACGCGCUCGGAGCCAACGCAAAGCUGAUAUUUGCCCAGCUUCCUUUCAACACCCCAUUCCUCAUAAUGUUCUCCUCCGGAACGACCGGUCCUUCAAAGGGCAUUGUCCAUGGCCACGGCGGUCUGGUCCUGAAUGGUGCCAAAGAAUUUCUCCUGCACCACGGGUUUGGCCCUCGGGAUCUCUAUAUCCACUUUAGCAACAUUGGCUGGACUCUGUGGAACAUUUCCAUCGGGGCAUUGUUCUGUCGUACACCUAUGAUUCUAUACGAUGGAUCACCUUUCUACCCCAACCCCGACACUCUCCUUCGCAAGUUAUUCUCGCACGGCAUAACAGGUUUCGGCGCGGGACCAAGAUAUUAUGCCGAACUUCAGAAGCACAACGUCCAAGUGAAAGACCACGCGACGAAGUUGCAUUCGAUCUACUCCACUGGUGCAGUCCUGACGUCCUCCCUAGCAACCUGGCUCAUCGAAUGCUUCGGCCCCAACAUCUGCCAAAUACAAUUCUCUGGCGGGACUGAACUCUGCGGGUCUUUCUUCUAUGGGACACGGUCUCUUCCCUCUUAUCCCGGCGAAUGUGCAGUCAAAGCCUUAGGAAUGGAUAUGGAUACCUUCGACCCAGCAGGACAGCCUGCCAAACCUGGUGAACGCGGAGAGCUGGUCUGCAAGAAACCUUUUCCGAACAUGCCGGUAAUGUUUUUGAAUGAUCCAGACAAGAAGAGAUACCAUGCGGCAUACUUUGAAGGAUUCGAACACGUCUGGACACAUGGAGAUUUCGUGAGAAUGAAUCCGGAAACUGGAGGAACGUACGUGCUGGGCAGGAGUGAUGGCGUGUUGAAUCCUAGCGGAAUAAGAUUCGGGAGCGCAGAAAUCUAUGCUGUACUGGAGAGCGAGGAAGUGAAGAGCAUUGGAAUAGUCGAUGCUUUGGUCGUGGGACAACAAAGAUCGGAUGGGAAAUAUCAGGACGACACAGAGAAGGUUUUGUUAUUCCUGAAGUGUACGGAAGAGGCACAAUCGGGGACAAUACAUUCAUCUGCGAAGGUGACGGAGGUUGUCACCAAGAAAAUCGCGAGCGAUCUGAGCAGAAGACAUGUUCCACAUUUCAUCUUCGAGAUGGACGAGAUUCCUUACAACGUCAAUGGCAAGAAGCUUGAAGUCCUGGUCAAGAAAGUUAUCAACGGUGGCCCAGAUACCCUCGCGAAGCUAAAGAUGACGGACGACGAGGCGAGGAUGAUGCAGAAGUAUGUUGCAUUCUACGAUAUCGACACAGUGGAGAGGACUCGAUCGAAGCUGUGA